AUGCACUGUCUUUCGGGUGCCGUCACCGGUGAUGGAGACGUCACUGGUGCAAAUCUAAGGGACCUUGUCAAUGUAGAUAGCAGCAAAGAGCGCGCGGUGCAGUUUAGCGCAGCGGGAGACAAAGGGCCUGCCGAAUCGGGACUUCGUCAUACGCCGUUUCACGUGGCUCAGUCUUCUGUUCCCAUCCGCCAUCAUGCUUUUCAUUCUGCUGAUGAGGCAACCGAAUUCCCCGAGGCUCACGAUGAGGUUCCAACAAAAGUAGAGGAAAGGCAGGGUUUCGGUGAGGGAGGAGACAGUGCACAGCAGGCCCUCACCGCCGACGGACGCAGAUCUCUGCUUGAGAGGAAAUCGGUAUGUGUUAUGAGCUGUUGUCAGGCAUCUAGUUCGACUACGACGGAAGACGACUUCGACAGUUUAUUCAAAGACGACGUGCCCAAGAAGCCCAAAAAGGGACUAGACAAGGGGGCCUCCUCCGGUGAAACGGGUUCCGGCAAAGGCAAUUCCGGCGCUGACAGUCUGUCUUCUCUCCUAAGCGGAACAUUAAACACCGGAUCCAAUAACAAAAGGGAACAGAAAAGUGACGCUCGUUCAAAGAGCAACAUAAGUUCUUUGACGAAGGCCGAAAAGAAUCGACCUAUGUCCAAAUUAAAAAGCAUGGGCACCUCCUCAGCGGAUUUCGAUUUCGACCUUGAAAGUUCCUCCAACACCCGGGCCAGGGACAAAGGUCGGUCAUCACCGGACUCAUCCAUUGAGGAUGCUUUCGGCAGCGACUCGGGAGGCAUUUUUGGCUCGUCGAAUGAUUUUUCCAACUUUGGAGACUCUGCAACCUCCAAUGGGAAUCUGUUGGCAUCGUUGGGCGACGCACCCGACGCGCAUUCAGAUAAGCCUUCUCGAAGCCCCCUUGACUCGACACUGACGAGUAUGGUAAACCCAUUCGCGCAACAGCCGUCGAUGACUCCCAUGACGGACCAGGCAGAAAAAUGGUCAAAAGAAAAUCUCAGAGAAUUCGAACAUAGAAUGCCGAACAAAAUGCGAGAUGGUCCCAACCCGGAUAGCUGGUACAAGAACAACAUUUCAGAGAAAAGCGUAGCAGAUCUCAACAGGGCCCGAGAAAUACGGCGCACUGCUGAAGCAAAUCAGAUUGCGACGCCUAUCGAAACAGUGUACACCAGAGCAAUUAAAACUGUUCCUGCUAUUAACUAUCUUGGUGCGGGGUAUGACCACGUCAGAGGAAAUCCGAUCGGGGACCCGAGCUCUAUGGGAGACCCCGGGCUGCGGCCCCCCGUGCUUCGGUUUAGUUACGCCCAAAACGAAGACGGUGUCUCGAACGAUUUGACUGUUUUGCAGCCGAUUGGUGGUUACGUUAGGCCGUACGUUGCGUGCAAACAAAGCGAAACCGUCAGCGAACUGUCAACCCUCAAUGAUUACCAAAAUGAGCUGUCGGUGGAUGCGUCACUUCAAGGUGGAGAUCCGAUCGGCUUGAAUAGUUUCUCCGCCUCAGCGGGAUACAGGGAAUUUGCGAAAGAGGUCUCAAAGAAGGACACGAAGACGUACAUGCUGAGGACCUACUGCAUGCGAUACGAAGCCGGAAUUGCACAAGGCGACCAGUUCAAGUGGAACGUAACAUUAGCAUUCGCGGCUGCCGUCGAACACUUGCCGGACACCUUCGAGGGGCAUAAUCCUCACUGCGGUUGCUCGCCAGAGCAAUGGCGUCAAGAUGAGGCUGCGGACGUAUGCGCUGGCUCCAACAUUCCCACCUGGAUCCGCUUUAUAGAGCAGUUCGGCACCCACUAUUUGGUUCGGUUGUUUGCGGGUGGGAAGAUGACGUAUCAAGUGACAGUGAAGCGGUCGGAAGUGGAGAAAAUGAAGAAGAAGGGAGCCGACGUUAAAUCGCAGUUGAAGAUGCAGUUGGUUGGCGUUAGUGGAGGGGGGAAUCAGGGAGUCGCGACGACGAAGAAUAAGAGCUCAUCAAAUUACGAGAUGAAUGUACAAAAAGAGACACUUGUGAUCGGCGGGCGGCCUCCAGCGAAUGUCUCUGAUCCCGGUGCCUUGGCGGUUUGGGCCGAUACUGUUGAAGAGCUCCCCAUGCCUGUAAAGUUCGAAGUUCAGCCGCUGCACUUUUUACUGCCUCUCGAAAAGCAGGAAGCCUUCAAGCAGGCCGUCGCGUUCUAUUCGAAGGCUGUGGGGUUGACGUCCCAGGAUCUCAGUGCGCUUACAGGUGUUACUCGGAAUCUCCCCACAGAGCUGACCAAAGCGACCCAGGUUGCAUGGUCAGGCCCACCUCCAGGAUUCGCCAAGUGCCCAGAAGGGCAAGUCGUCAUUCUAGGUUUUGCAAUGCAUUUGAACUUUAAGGAGCGUGGCACCGACAACUUCCGCAUUAGUAUGUGCCCCCCCGGCAGAGAAAAGUGCGACGGAGUCGGUACCGCCAGUGAUGUGACUGACGACGGCCGUAUCUACAUUCUUUGCGGAGAUGAACCGAUUAACGAAAUCCAACAAGUCGUGGCUGAGACCCCUAUUGCCAGCGGGGCGUCGGUCCUCGAAGCCACUUGUCCUGAUGAGACGGUCAUCUUAGGCGGCUUUGGAAUAUCUGUCCAAGACGGUGCUGAUGGGAUCGACAGCUUUUCCGUAGAGUCAUGCACAACAGGUGGUAGACAGUUUAAGGGUGACGAAGUCGUCGACAAAAUCGUUUUUGAGCUCAUCAACGUGGCGACGCUUGGUUCUCAUGGAAAGACGAAUAAGCACGCUCCGGAUCAAGAUGGAAGUGUUCGCGUAGAAUGCCCUGAAAAUACUUCCAUUGUGCUUGGUUAUGCUAUGGAAAUGCACACGAACAUGCAGCUUGUACGUGAUAAAUUCAUUCACUGCCCCGAAGACGGCAAGGCAUGCCAGUUGUCUGGGAAGGGCGUGGACAAAGGAGUACUGUGGGUGUUUGACAAGCACGCCCUUUUUGGCUGGGUGAUCUGCAAAACCGUGAACGAGCCUGCCAGUCACGUUGCAACGGACGUGGGCAAAGCGAAGGGAACCAGUAAGAAGAAAAAAGGGAAGAAAGGCAAAAACGAGAAACAUCAACAUGAUGGGGAAGAGGAACAGCAGCCGGUCGCAGACGUACCGACGGAAGCUCCUGUAACAACCGAUGCUGCGCCACUGCCGGAAUUCAACAGUACUUCGACUCUCCAGCUCGCGGACGUCAAGUUAUCAGACCUGUAA
Messenger RNA from Neospora caninum, 3204 nucleotides. RefSeq lists its product as hypothetical. The transcript has 13 exons. Bases 1 to 3204 code for a protein of 1067 amino acids. The record is from RefSeq and is a predicted model, not a curated record. NCBI's taxonomy places the organism in Eukaryota, Apicomplexa, Conoidasida, Eucoccidiorida, Sarcocystidae.